Molecule: messenger RNA, 5604 nt
Organism: Dermacentor silvarum
Lineage: Eukaryota; Metazoa; Arthropoda; Arachnida; Ixodida; Ixodidae
Product: zinc finger protein 600
Exons: 5
Coding region: 933-3374 (813 amino acids)
Biological process (GO): regulation of transcription by RNA polymerase II
Cellular component (GO): nucleus
Molecular function (GO): RNA polymerase II cis-regulatory region sequence-specific DNA binding; DNA-binding transcription factor activity, RNA polymerase II-specific
Source: RefSeq, a predicted model, not a curated record
GAUUGGUAAUUAACGCCGUUAUAACGACCGCGAUGCUCCGCAUCAGCCCAUGGUUCCCCUCGGGAAGAUGGUGUAAUUUUUUUUUUUUUUUUUUUUUUUUUUUCGGUGAAACCUGGCGACCGCUUAUCUUGCUAAUGCAGCAUUCAAGCACUGCACGAACUGUAUAAAUGUACAAGCUUUUAGACGGUGUUAUGGAUAGUGUUUGGCAUGUUUGGCUUCUGCAAUCGAAACGCUGAGCGGGCGAUCAGGAACACUAAACGAUCUGCGAUUGUUAUAAAAAAAAAACCCACAAGCAUGGACGAAGGAACAAUCGUCUGUUGGUCGUACUUGGUUGCCAACUUCCUUUACCCCUCACUUCACUCUUUGUCCACGCUUUUGAGGUACAAAUAUUUGCGCACUUUACGGCGCCCGUUUAUUUUCCGCCAUGUGUUUCGAUUCUUUCUUAAAAACCAUAGCCUCCUAUAUUAUGUUAAAAACUAACGGGCGGGCGCAGCGCCCGCCUGUUCUAAAGGCUGAAGCCACAUCAACAGCAACAUCAUCACGUUGUUUUGGUCAAGUUUUGGUUUAGCGUCUGGAGGGUCAGGAGUUGGUGGCUGUGGUUGUGUGUGUGUGCCGAAAAAUAGUUUAAUGUUAACGAUGGACGCCGCGCCUUCUGCGAGUCGUACGAGUGAUUCUGUACGAGAGCGUCGACGGAAGAAUUCCGAGGCUAUGCGACGAAGACGUGCAGCCGAAACAGACGAGCAAAGGCUACGGCGUUUGGCAGCGGUAGCGGAUACGAGGCUUCGGCAGCGCGCAGUUGAAAAAACACGAGGAGCGACAAGAACGCUUGGCCAGAGCCGCUAAAGCGAGGCGUCGGAAGCGUAAAGCGGAGUCUCGCAAAGAACGACAACGUGGUUUGGCCGCCGAAGCGACGGAAGCGGCAAGACGGGGCGAUGAGGCGGCACACGGAACGCGCUCUGGAAACUAAGCGGAUGCUCUGGGAGCAGCUGGCGGUCGAGGAUAGACAAGAGCAGCAGCUGCACAAAGCCAACGCAGCGCUGAGACCCCGAAGAGGUUGCUACCCUCCGGGGCCCAAUCACUGCACGCCGUUGCAGUUUGAGUAUUGGGACCCCGUGGUCGCUAUUGCCUGCGACGAAGAGCGCCUCGCCCUACAAGUGUUGCUUGGUGCCAGGGGCAGUCAAAAGACGGGCCUCCGCGUUUUAGCUAAGCUGCUGCGUGACUGUCGAGUAGUGUGUGGGAAAUGCGCGUCCGUCGGCCAGCAUUCCGAAGCCGAAGAGCAGGCAAACUCCCGGGACGGUGUCAACGCAGCGACCGUCGCGAGUGGAUACGGCAUCUCUCAUAGCAGCCAGGUCACGAGGCAGAAUCUUGCCGAUUGCUGUAGGCACAAGUCAGUGGCUGCAGUAUCAUCCACCACAGUCGUGCAAGAGGCUGCUGCUACGCAACGCGACCGCAGGGAAGAUGUUGCUGACAAGUCCACAUGUUGUGAGGAGGGCACGUCCAAAUCGACACAGGCCGAGUUAUUCACCCUGAAGGUCUCCAGGUGGGCGCAGUCCGAUGAUAUCGAAGAAAGGUACGGUGCCUCUCCACAGCCGGAACUGCCACAGCCAAACAAAGCAAUGCCUUUAGUCCUGAGCAAUUCAAGGAGAAGCGACAGUGGAGUCCAGGAAGAAGCAAAUGUUGACGAUGCCACAGAAGGUUACGGCAGACCCAGCGCGGACACUGAUGCUGCUUGCAGUGACGAGAGAGGUAGCUCUCUCACCGUUAAUGCAGGGUCAGCAGCCGUCCCCUAUAGCUGCAGACUUUGCUCACUCAAGUUCAUCGAGCUGGAUGCCUUGGCCUCCCACGUACUGACGUGCCCGUGGCCAGAGCCAUUCCAGUGCAGCCUGUGUUCGGAGAUGUGUAUGGACUGGCGUGCGACACGGCGUCACCUUGCUUCUCACAUCAACAAAGACGCGCAAAAGUGCCCGUUUUGUGAGCAGACCCUCGAUCGUAAGAGUUGGACCUUCAUGAGGCACAUGCAGCGGCAGCACGUGCAUGUCAAGGCGUUCAUGUGCAACUUCUGCUGGGCCACAUUUGUCAUGAAGCAGGACAUUCUCACGCACAGCCGUCGGUGUCGUGCAAAGGUUGACAAGUACAUGAGGCUGACCGAAAAACGCAACUCGCCGGCUCACGCUCAUCCGUACACAUACCAGUGCUCCAUUUGUUUGGACACAUUCGUGAACAUCUCGGUGGCGGCAUGUCACAUGCAAGUUCACAUGAACGAAAUGCAGCAAGAUCACAUGCAAGUUCAGAUGAACGAAAUGCAGCAAGAUCACAUGCAAGUUCACAUGAACGAAAUGCAGCAAGAUCACAUGCAAGUUCACAUGAACGAAAUGCAGCACAAUCAAGCAGAAGAGGUUAUAAAGAAGCACCCCUCCGAUUGCCGAGAGCAGCGGUCAGUGGCAACAGAAUCCACCCGAGUCUUGCAAGGAGACGCAUCUACACAGUGUGACUUCAGAGCACGCAUCGCUAUCAAGUCCAUGUUGUCAGCCAAGGGCUUCUCUAAAGCAACAGAGGCCGAGUUGUACAUUCCGAAAGUCUCUGUGUGGACGCAGUCCGAAGAUCUGGAAGACUGCAGCAACGCUUCCUCAUUGCUCGAACUGCCACUACUAAACGAAGCAAUGCCUCAAGUGCCGGGAAAUUCAAGCAGGACCAGCAGUGAAAUGCAGGAAGACGCAGAGCUUGGUUGUGUCGCAGGAAGUGACAGUGUAUUCAAGGUGACAACGGACGCACCUUGCAGCGAAGGGACAGAAGGCUCUGCCACAGUCGAUGCAGGGCCAGUAGUCAUCGCCUAUGCCUGUGGACUUUGCCCAAGAAAGUUCCAGGACCUGGAUUCUUUGGCUUCCCACGUACUGACAUGCCCAUGGCCGGAGCCUUUCCAAUGCAGCCUGUGUUCAGAGAGUUGUGCGAACUGGAUUGUGACAUGGAAUCACCUCCUCGCUUCUCACAUUAGCAAAGCCGCGGAAAAGUGCCCUUUUUGCGAGGAAACUCUUAAUGGUAGGAACACUAGCACCGCGAACCACAUGCUGCGGCUGCACGUGGGCGUAAAGCUGUUUAGGUGCAACUUGUGCAGGGACACCUUUUACUGCAAGCCGUACUUGCUCCAUCACGUGCGUCGUUGCCACGAAGGUGGUGUCCCGCACGAGUGCGAUUGGUGUGCGAGCUCGUUUUCUGACAAACGUGAUUUGCAGGCCCACGUUCGCCGGCACCUGAGUGCGUGGCCGUACAAGUGUCACGUUUGCUCGGCCACAUUUGUGAAGAGGUCGGACAUUGCUAGUCACUUGCGUGGUCACAAAAUCGAGGGGCAGUGGUUUGCCUUGCAAUUUCUCUCAUGAGGUGGCUGCUGGCCUUGCACGUUUUGAGUGCUGAGAGUUUCUGGCAAGCUUUCAGGUUGGAGUACUUUCGGCAUUCUCAGAUGUGGCGUAGUGGCACCUUCUGAAACCACGUGAAUGUUAUCAAGAGGAAGCUUUACCACAGGUCCUAUUCCAGUUUCCCCAUUCAUAUAGUAGAUGCAAAGCAGAGCAAUGCUCUUAUAAGACAGCUCCUUAACUCGGCGUAAAAAUUAGCAUAGCUUGCACUGGAGGCGCAAUGCUAAAGAAACAGCGGAGCUGAUGGGCACCUAGCUAGUCCCAGUAUUUUCAGAAUUUAUUGACUAUUGAUCGAUUAGCUAUUGAUUGGCUAUCGCAAGGUAUUGGUCACGUAUUUGGGCUAGGCUAAGCACUGCCAAAUCAUCCCCAGUAUUUUUGGGAAUAUAUUGAUUAUUGAUAGAUUAUCUAUUUUUUGGCUAUCGCAAGGUAUUGGCCGUAUUUGGGCUAGGCUAAGCACUACCAAGUCAUCCCCAGCAUUUUCCGGAAUUUAUUGAUUGUUGAUAGGUUAUCAAUUAGCUAUUGAUUGGCUAUCAAUGACUGACUAAGCUUAAGUAGUCCCACCCAUACUUAGCUAGACUUAGCCAAGCUCAGCUUCGCUAAUUCACAGGGCCAUUGCGCUUGGACCCUUUCUGUACUACCGCCGGGAUCAGCCCAUAUUUUUUGUCCGCGACGGACGGACUAACGGCCGGCUUAAGCAACUCCACUGUUAAAAAGGGUAAUUGCAGUUCCGUAAAUUGCAAUUAAAGUGGACAGAUGUGAACUGUGCUCAGACUGCCACGCAAAAUACUGCAACCACGAGUGGCCGACUAUGAUCACAUUAAUUUAGUCGUCCUUGUCGCUUGACAAUCUUGCCUCAGCAGUGCACGCCCAAAGCUGGUGGCCCGUCGUGCCUUCCGUUAAUAUUUCAGAUUCCCAUCACUUCGAAGCUUUUCACGAGUCUCGAGCAGAACCAUACGCCACGUGUAUAAAACUCGUGCCCGCCCUUCUUGCAGGGAUUCCCUCUUAAUGAACCUGAAAGCACGAUACAGUGCACUUCGGUACUGGCUCACCCAAGCUCGCAAUCUCCUGUGAUUGCCAACAGUGCCAUUGUUGUCAGGACUAGUGCCAUGUCAUAGCAGCUGACAGAAAUCAAACAAUGCAUGGGAACGGCAUCCGAGACUGCACUGAUGCACCGGGGCAGUCUCUGAGGCCACCACCCUGGGAAUGCACCUGAUGCUUAGUGAAACUCCUUUCCAAAUUUUCGGGCUAUAAAGUGUUGGCGCAGGCCUUACACAAGGGAGGUCCUCAUGCGAGUGAAUGCAGUAAUACAUCCAUUUUCUUAAUAGGUGCACUUCACAGAGAAGCUGUAUGUGACUAGCCGAAUGAUUCGUCCGUCUGUUGCCUGUACGCAAAAAGGGCUCGAGCGUCGUCUUCUUCCAGUACAGCUGGCUCGUUGGCGCCCCUCAGUGCAACCGCGCUCGUCGUCAUCUUCCACAGCUGGCUCCGUUGCCGCUCAUCAUUCCAGCACAGAAUUUCAAUUCUCUUUGUUGUCGUAAUGGGGAGCCCGUGUUUAAGGAGGUAUGAGCGUGUAACGGUAUGCAGCUUAAAGGGGUAUGAGCCAUUCAUUGUCUUGUGUGACAGACAGAUAUACCGUCAGUGACAUCGUUCUAUUGUUCUCUCCAUCGCAAUUGAUCGUGUGUGUAACCUCAUUGAGAAACACAGAGGACUUGAACCGUCGGGAUUAACCCAGUGAUAAACACAGGGGCCGCACGUUUCAGCUUCACUGGUUAACCACCUGUACAGAGUGCUUGGGCGGUAAUUUUUUUAUCUUCUCAUGUUUUCUCAUCUUUUCUGCCCUUACCCUAUUCCUCAGUGCAGAGUAGCCAGCCGGACACUUAAUCUGGUUAACUUCUCUACCUUUCACCUCUUGUUUCCCCUCUCUAUAAAGGGUGUUUCACUUAACUUGAGCCAAACUUUAAAAAUAUGCAAAUGACAUGUAGCUGAACCAAACCAAGGUAAUGUUGUUUUCCAUUGCUUGGAGAUACUCCGAUUAUUUCUUGCAUUUUGCCUAAUUACAUAAUUAGUCUUAAUUAUUAAACUUCUGUUAUAAUUAGAUGAAUAGUGCCAAUGAGAAAACUGUAGAGCAACACGAGAAACUCCCGAUACAGCUUUCUGUGGCUCAAUACGUGCUACAUAAGUUUCCGAGCAUGAAAGAAAC